AUGGCGACCCAUUUCUCCAGCUCCGCCAGCAUAUUGCUCAUACAGAGCAUAUAUGGAUCCUGGAACAGCAACUGGCUGCUGGCGCCGGUGGAGGCGGCGCUUAACGCGUCGCGGACGGUCACGCUGAACGACCUUCCAAACGCGACAAUGCCACUCAAAGAAUCGGCCAUCGACGGGCCUAUUCAAGGCGCACUCAAGGAUAAUGAAGUCAUGUUCCCAAUGUACAAGUUGGAGCAAUGUAGCACGUACGACUACAUCGGCAUGGAUUUCCCCCGGGGAAGGCCACAAUGCAAUUCGCAGGACCAUGACCACGACGACGACUUUGACCUGGUGGACGGGAUAAUAGCAUCCUCCUCCACUUUGCACGGGAGUCCAUACGCGUCAAAUAUACGCUUCCGGCAGUGCAAGGUCGAGGCAACCGACCAAGGGGAUACGGUGGUAAUCACGGACGGGGUCAUAUAUGACGUUACCAAGAUGAUGUUUUACAUCAAUGCGCAGCUGUCGAGCGCCGCUGUCGCAGCUAUUUUCGCGUACCUUGCAAUCACACUGUGUGGGUUGUACCGUUUCAUAGAGCUGUUGCGGGACUACGCACAUGGAUGUACGUGCCGUAUAUGCCGGCGGGAGUUCAGGCUGGUGCGGCCCAUCGAGGGCGGAGCGAACGGGAAAAUACAUCUCGCGCGAUUCGUGGGUGCGAAGUGCAACUUCGACCUCGAGGUGAUACUGAAGAGCAUACCCGUGGGGGACGUGUCUAGCAUAUCGGUCACGCAGGAAGAGUGCCGCAAGCUGCUCAGCCUGAACCACAGGUACGUCAUGAAGUACUACGACGACUUCAUCCACCGCGAGUGGGGAUGGAACCCGCUUGGUCGCGCCACGCUGUACUGUGUCAUCGUGACGGAGUUUUGCGAACGCGGAAGUCUGGCCGACCUCAUCGAGCAGGAGUACGACACCUUCACGGAGGAGUACAUCGUCACCUUGUUCAAGAAAAUCGCAAAGGCGCUCAAGUACAUCCACGAGCAAUCGGUAAUACACCGAGACAUCAAAAGCCCCAAUAUCAUGUUGAAAGCAAAUAAUGUAGUACGACUUGGUGAUUUCGGACUGUCGGACACCUUCGCGACGAAAAGGUCACGGAGGCAAGCACGCCGUGUCAACAUACUCGAAAUAGCGGCCAAAACUAAGAUCAAUGCUAACCGGAGGGCCAAAGCGCCCAUGGAAAGCCAUGCGGAUAGCUCACCGUCAAGCGUGUCACUGUCGACGCCAAGUCAAAACACGGAUAGUGAUUGCAAAGGCCCUUCAACGCCGAAGAACGAUAAAUUCGUCACCUACAGCAACGUGGAAGAUGCGUCAUCAACCAAUACGUCUGUAGGGCGAGGUAUGCACAGCGACGGGGAGACAACGUACGAGCUGUCAGAUUGGGUCUCGCCGUUCAGCUCAGGAGAACUCGAUGAUUGUGCAGACACCGCGGCAGAGGAUCACGAUGUUCCAAACCCGGUGAUAAAUGCCACUAGCUGCCGUCGCGAGAAGACGCAAAGCACACUGGCCUUCUACGAGGAAGGCUCCUCCAACCAGAAGCCCAUAGGCACACAUUGCUACAUGGCCCCGGAGAGCAUCAAAAAGUGCGUCUAUGGCAGGGCAGGCGACAUCUGGGCUCUGGGCUGCGUGCUAUUGGAGAUGUGUAGCGGUGUGUUUAUGUGGGAGCUGACUUACAACCUCGGCGAAUGCCCCGAAAACGUCCCUAUACUCGUCUCGCAGCUGCCACCAAUGAUCUCCAGGAGCACGAGAGUGCUAAUUUCCAGGAUGCUGUCGGUAGAUCCGAAACUGAGGCCUUCAGCAGCUCAGGUGCUCAAGUCGCCUGCCGUCAAAGGAAUCACGUCCAAUCGUGCAACGCAGGAUCCGAGAUGA
Messenger RNA from Babesia bigemina, 1899 nucleotides. RefSeq names its product Pkinase domain containing protein,putative. Bases 1 to 1899 code for a protein of 632 amino acids. Gene Ontology annotation, molecular function: protein kinase activity; ATP binding. The record is from RefSeq and is a predicted model, not a curated record. The transcript has a single exon. NCBI's taxonomy places the organism in Eukaryota, Apicomplexa, Aconoidasida, Piroplasmida, Babesiidae. Gene Ontology annotation, biological process: protein phosphorylation.